Molecule: messenger RNA, 1071 nt
Organism: Caenorhabditis elegans
Lineage: Eukaryota; Metazoa; Nematoda; Chromadorea; Rhabditida; Rhabditidae
Gene: sre-29
Product: Serpentine receptor class epsilon-29
Exons: 5
Coding region: 1-1071 (356 amino acids)
Biological process (GO): sensory perception of chemical stimulus
Cellular component (GO): membrane
Source: RefSeq, marked reviewed
AUGCUCAUAAAAAUCAAUUCAAACGAUAUCUGGUUACCUAUACAUUUCUACGAUGAAACUUUCAAUUUUCAACUGGUAUUAUCAAUCGUCGAGUUGUUUUCUUACCUUAUAUGUGCCUAUAUUCUAACUUUAAACAUUUAUAUAAUUCUGAAAAUUAAGAUGUUUCACCGCAAUUUGUAUAUUCUGGCGAUUCCUUUAUUUGGGAUUUGGUUUGAGCUUAUAAUUGGAAAAUUGAUUACUAUAGCUUAUCGGUUGAAAAUUUUGAAUCCAGGAUUUGAACUCGGCGUGCAUAUUGAAAUUUGGACCAGUGACCCAACGCGGAAGCUAAAAGUUGAAUCAGUAAAUGGUCUGGAAUUAUUGAUUUUUGGGGGUUUUCUGCAAUGGCACUACAUGUUUACUAUCAUAUUUGGAGUUCUUGCAAUUGCGGUGGAGAGGGUGGUUGCGUCGGUUUUGAUAGAAAACUACGAAUCCAACACUCAACUUUUUAUUCCUCUAUUUCUAACAGUUAUCUCUCAAUUUUUAUCAAUAUCCACAUCUCUUGCCCUACUCUUUCAAAAAGUUGGGCCAUUUCUAGCCCAGCUUCCUUGGAUUAUUUGUUGCCCAUUUUCUGCAAUGGCAUAUUUCUUUGUGAAAAAGUGCAAUGAAUCUUUUGAACGAGAGAUUAGAAAUCCAAGGAGACGCAGGCAUUUUUCGGUUUCCCAGCAAUUUCAGGUCAAGGAGAAUUUAAGAGCGUUAUAUCUUGGAACCCGGCUUGUCUUUGUCGUUUUAUCAUGCAUUGCUCUAUGUGGAAUCGGAAUUACUGCACUAUUUUAUGACCUAAUCCCCCCAUUUUGCUGUCAUUUUGUGGAGAACUUCCUGUUUUUACAUCCAUAUCUCAGCUGCCUGACUGCAAUUUUCAGCGUUCCCCAGUGGAAAAAUGAGUUCCGGGAAGUGUCGGUGCUUGGAAGAUGUUUGAAAAUUGGGAGACUGAAAAUUGAGUCUGAAAAUGCUAUGGAAAUUCAAGAUUCCACAAAAAAGAUGGGCACCGAGACGGAUUUGUAUUUCCAGCAAUUGGCAGAUUCGUGGAUUUGA